CCACUCGGUAGGGAGCCCUGUCCGGCCGCUGGAGUUGAAGGAGGGGAUCUGACUCCGCAGCCCUGAAGCGCAUCAGCGACAGUCACAUCUCCAGUUAGGAUUCUUCCGCUCAUGACCUGUUGGAUCAGCCGGGAGGGAGAGUGGAGAGGGUUUGUCCGCCGCGGAGCUGGGAGGCGAGUUAUGGGGACCGCAGGGGGCUGGUUGGUGAGGGCACUGCUGCUACUGCUGCUGCCUGCUCCAGGGCUCUUCCAGACUUUACCUGAUGGGUGGAAACCAGGCGCUUACCAGAACACUGUGGCUGACAUUCAGAGAUUCUUGAGCGACUACAACAGCACCGCUGAGGAGGUGUUGUUCUCCAGCGUGUCUGCCAGCUGGGACUACAACACCAACCUGACGGACUACAACUCUCAGCAACAGGUGAAGGCAUCUCUGGUUGAGCAAGCUUUCACGGAAGAAUGGGGCAAAAAGGCCAAAACUGUCUUCACAAAAGCGAUAAUCGACACUCUUCCGGAUCCAAAGGACAAAAAGCUGUUGGGCAAGGUGAUGGUGUUGGGGGCUGCCAACCUGCCACAGAAAGAAAGAGAGGAGUACAACACCAUACUCAGCACUAUGGACAAUAUAUAUUCCACCGCCAAAGUGCACCCGCAGCCAAAUGUCAGCUGGAGUCUGGAACCUGAGCUGACUGACAUCAUGGCUACUUCGAGGAGCUACAAGCGGCUCCUGUAUGCGUGGGAGGGCUGGCACAACAAGUCAGGUGUGCCUCUCAAGAAGCAUUACCCGAGGUUUGUGGAGCUCAGCAACACUGCCUCCCAGGCUGACGGAUUCGCAGAUACGGGAGCAGACUGGCGGUCUUGGUACGAGACCGACAACUUUGAAGAAGUCAUUGAAGGACUUUAUAAGGAAAUUGAACCUCUCUAUAAGCACCUGCACGCCUUCGUCCGACGCCAGCUUUACAACCAGUACGGCUCCAAGUACAUCAACCUUAAAGGGCCCAUCCCAGCUCACCUGCUAGGAAACAUGUGGGCUCAGACCUGGAACAACAUCUACGGGCUGAUGAUUCCAUUUCCUGAACAUCCCAACCUCGACGUGACAGACAAAAUGGUCAAGAAAGGCUACAAUGCAACCCACAUGUUCCGUGUGUCUGAGGAGUUCUUCACCUCUCUGGGGUUGGAUAUGAUGCCUCAGGAGUUCUGGGAUGAGUCCAUGCUGGAGAAACCUGAAGGUCGGGAGGUGGUGUGUCACGCUUCUGCCUGGGACUUUUACAACCGGAAAGACUUCAGGAUCAAGCAAUGCACCACAGUGACCAUGGAGCAGCUCUUCACUGUCCAUCACGAAAUGGGACACAUCCAGUACUACCUGCAGUACAAGGACCAGCCUGUAGGCUUUCGCCGUGGAGCCAACCCUGGUUUCCACGAGGCCAUCGGCGAUGUUCUGUCUCUCUCUGUGUCCACCCCGAAUCACCUGCACACCAUUGGACUGCUGGAUUCUGUCGCCUCUAACAACGAAUCUGACAUUAACUACCUCCUCAAGAUGGCACUGGAGAAAAUUGCCUUUUUACCAUUUGGGUACCUGAUCGACCAGUGGAGGUGGAAUGUGUUCAGCGGCAGCACGCCCAGCGACCGCUACAACUCAGACUGGUGGUACCUCAGGACAAAAUACCAGGGUAUCUGCCCACCCACCAAACGAUCAGAGGAGCAUUUUGAUGCCGGAGCUAAAUACCACAUUCCUGGAAACACUCCAUACAUCAGGUACUUUGUCAGCUUCAUCCUUCAGUUCCAGUUUCACGAGAAACUGUGUGAAGCCGCCAAUCACACCGGACCCCUGCACACGUGCGACAUCUACAGCUCAAAAGAAGCAGGCGCCAUCUUAAAAAAAGUUCUUCAGGCAGGAUCUUCCAAGCCGUGGCCAGAAGUGCUCAUGGAAGCUUUGGGUACCAACAAGAUGGACGCUGGUUCUCUCAUGAAGUACUUUGAUCCGAUUAUUAAGUGGCUGGAAGAGCAAAAUGUGGACGAAACCCUCGGAUGGCCCGACUUUAACUGGGUUCCACCCAUCCCAGAGGGCUACCCUGGAGAUAUCGAUAAGAAUACAGACGAACUGCAUGCGAAGGAGUUCCUGAGCGAGUACAACACAACAGCAGAGGAGGUGUGGUACAACUACACUGAGGCCUCCUGGGCGUACAACACCGACAUCAAUGACAACAACCAGAAGGAAAUGCUCAAGAAGAGCCUGGAAAUGUCGGAGCACACGCUGAAAUACGGCCUCAUGGCUCGGCAGUACGACACCACCGACUUUCAGGACGACGGCGUCAAGCGCAUCGUGAAAAAGCUCAGUGAUAUUGACACGGCUGCUCUGCCUAAGGAUGAGCUGAAGGAGUUAAACGAUAUCCUGUCCAACAUGGAGACCAAGUACAGCGUGGCUAAGGUUUGCAAGGACAACGGCCAGUGUCAUCCACUCGACCCUGAUCUUCAGAAGAUCAUGGCUGAGUCCAGAGAUUAUGAUGAGCUGCUGUUUGCCUGGAAGGGAUGGAGGGAUUCUGCCGGCAAGGUCCUCCGUGAGGAUUACAAGAGAUACGUGGAACUGACCAAUAAAGCAGCUGUGCUCAAUGGUCACAGUGACAACGGUGCGUCCUGGCGCUCCAUGUACGACUCCACGACCUUUGAGCAGGACCUGGAGGCUCUGUGGAAGGAGCUGGAGCCGCUCUACCUAAACGUGCACGCCUAUGUGCGCAGGGCUCUGUAUAAAAAGUACGGCCCUGACAACAUCAACCUGAAAGGACCCAUUCCUGCUCACUUGCUUGGUAACAUGUGGGCACAAACGUGGUCUGGCAUUAUGGAUCUGGUCAUGCCGUACCCAGAUGCCACGCAGGUUGAUGCCACACCGGCGAUGGUGGCGCAGGGCUGGAAUGCCACCAGAAUGUUUCAAGAAUCCGACAACUUCUUCACCUCCCUGGGCCUCCUGCCGAUGCCAGAAGAGUUCUGGGAGAAGUCCAUGAUUGAGAAACCCUCGGACGGUCGCCAGGUUGUUUGUCACGCAUCAGCCUGGGACUUUUACAACCGAAAGGACUUCAGGAUCAAACAGUGCACUGUGAUCACCAUGGACGACCUGAUCACUGUGCAUCACGAGAUGGGCCACGUGCAGUACUUUCUGCAGUACAAAGACCAGCCGGUAACCUUCCGUACCGGUGCCAACCCGGGUUUCCACGAGGCCAUCGGGGACGUGCUGGCGCUCUCCGUGUCCACACCCAAACAUCUGAAGAGCAUCGGACUUCUGGAUAAAGUCGAGAAUAAUCGAGAGAGCGACAUCAACUUCCUCAUGAGCAUGGCACUGGACAAGAUCGCCUUUCUGCCGUUUGGAUACUUGAUGGACCAGUGGAGGUGGAAAGUGUUUGAUGGUCGAAUCCCGGCGACUGAAUACAACAAAGAAUGGUGGAAUCUCAGAAUGAAGUACCAGGGUCUGUGCCCGCCUGUGGCCCGGACCGAGGAGGACUUCGACCCUGGCGCCAAGUUCCACAUCCCUGCAAACGUGCCCUACGUCAGGUACUUUGUCAGCUUCAUCAUCCAGUUCCAGUUCCACCAAGCUCUGUGUAACGCUGCCAAGCAGACGGGGCCUCUGCACACCUGUGAUAUCUACCAGUCCAAGGAGGCAGGCAAGCUGCUGGGUGAUGUCAUGAAGCUGGGCUUCAGCAAACCUUGGCCCGAGGCCCUGACCAUGAUCACCGGUCAGCCCAAAAUGAGUGCCAAGCCUCUCAUGCUGUACUUCCAACCUCUCAUUGAAUGGCUGGAGAAGGAGAACCAAAACAACAACGAAGUCCUCGGCUGGCCGGAGUAUAACUGGACACCUAGCGGUAAAAGUACCGUAAACUUCCUGGGUCUGGAUGUGGACCAAACGUCUGCCAUGGUGGGUCAGUGGGUGCUGCUGGCCAUUGGUCUGGCCCUCCUCAUUGCCUGCAUUGUUCUGGUCGCCGUGUAUGUGAAGUCCAAGCGGUGUCAAAGGUCGUAUUCCACGAUGGAGCUCAAGUGAGGCGGCUGACCUCAUUAGUAUUGUUCAUCUCACCCUCGCCUGCCUUCAUCUUGUACAUUUUUUGUAAACUUUUAAAGUUCUGUUUGCCUAUGCAAAUGAUGAUGUUAGAUUUUUAUAAUUUAUUUGUGUUAAUGUUGAGGGAGGACUUGUUUGUAAAAUGUUUAGUUGUGUUUGCGUUUUGAAUAUCUGAUUGCUUUUGUUUUUCCUUGGGUGUACAUUUCUUGAAUAAAAACGUGUUUUAUG
Molecule: messenger RNA, 4263 nt
Organism: Synchiropus splendidus (mandarinfish)
Lineage: Eukaryota; Metazoa; Chordata; Actinopteri; Syngnathiformes; Callionymidae
Gene: ace
Product: angiotensin I converting enzyme (peptidyl-dipeptidase A) 1
Exons: 26
Coding region: 112-4020 (1302 amino acids)
Biological process (GO): proteolysis
Cellular component (GO): plasma membrane
Molecular function (GO): metallopeptidase activity; peptidyl-dipeptidase activity
Source: RefSeq, a predicted model, not a curated record